CAUAUACACAUACAAGCGGCAGCAACAUAGCCACAACCAGCAAGCAAGAGCUUCUCAAAGGAGAUAGUAGAAACUGAGGCAGAGAAAAAGAGAGGAGAGGAGCCAGCAGGCUAGCAAAAGUGAGAGAGUGAUAGGGUGAGAGUCAGGAUGCAGUUCGCCACAGGGGCGAUGAGCUCUCUGCUUCCCAAGCUGGGGGAGCUACUCAAGGAGGAGUACAACCUGCAGAAGCGUUUGAAGAAGGGGAUCAGGGACCUGAAGGAUGAGCUCCUGGUCAUAGAAGUUGCGCUCCUGAAGGUGUCCGACGUGCCACUAGACAAGCUUGAUCCGCUGGUCAAAAUUUGGGCAAACGAUGUCAGGGAGCUGUCCUAUGCCAUCGAGGACAGCCUUGACUCCUUCAUGGUGCGUGUUGAAGGUGUUGAGCCUACCAAGCCACACACCUUCUUCGGGUUCAUCAAGAAGACCUGCAAGAAGGCCACCAAGCUCAAGAUUCGUCGCAAAAUAGCCAACGACAUCAAUGACGUCAAGAUCCAAGUUAAGGAGGUGAAGGAGCGGUAUGACAGAUACAAAGAUGUUAUUGGUAAUACUAAUGCCAAAACAGAAGUCGAUCCACGUCUCUUGGCCAUGUGCAGCAAAGUAUCUGACCUUGUUGGCAUUGAAAAGUCAAUGGAUGAGAUAACAGAGAGGUUGUCUAAGGGCGAUGAUCCGUCCAGUGAAAAGCUCAAGGUUGUCUCUGUUGUUGGAUUUGGAGGAUUGGGCAAGACAACUCUUGCUAAAGCUGUGUAUGACAAGCUUAAAAAGAAUUUUGAUUGUUGGGUUUUUGUUCCGGUGGGUCAAAGUCCAGACACAAAGAAAGUUCUGAGGGAUGUCCUCCUUCAACUUGACAUGGAGCUGUACAAAGCUUCAGCAACAAUGGAUGAAUGGCAGCUGAUAAACCAGCUGCAGACAUUCCUAGUAGGCAAGAGGUACAUUUUUGUUAUGGAUGACAUAUGGGAUAUACGAACAUGGGAAGUGAUUAAAUGUGCUUUCAUGGACAGUCAUCCGGAAAGUAGAUUAAUCAUAACUACUCGUAUUGUUGAUGUUGCCACAAAAGCUGGUGGUAUCUACAACAUGGAAGAACUUUCUAAUGAUAACUCAGAAAUAUUAUUCUAUACAAGAACAUGUGGUGGUGAAGGACUAAAUUCAUCUAACCAACAUGUUGAGGUGACUAACAAAAUUUUGAAGAAAUGUGGCGGUGUGCCAUUAGCUAUUAUUACAAUUGCCAGCUUGCUUGUUGGAAAGCAGAGUGAGGAUUGGUCUAAGGUGUAUGAUGCCAUUGGUUUUGGGCAUGAGGACAGCGAAGUUGUUCAGAACACAAGAAAGAUAUUGUCUUUUAGUUAUUAUGAUCUACCUUCGCAUCUGAAGACGUGUUUAUUGUAUCUAAGUAUGUUCCCUGAAGAUAGCUUUAUUGAAAAAAACUCACUCAUAUGGAAGUGGGUCUCUGAUGGUUUUGUCCCAGAUAGGUCAUUUCAGUUAGGAGAGAGCUACUUCAGCAUGCUAGUAAAUAGAAGCAUGAUCCGGUGGAUAGAUGAUAGUGAUUAUGUGGGUGGCCAAAGUGGUUGUCGUGUUCAUGACAUGGUGCUCGAUCUCAUCCGCACCAUAUCAAAUGAGGUAAACUUUGUCACAGUACAUGAUAUGGAGCAUCACGGCACAUGUUUGGGAGGAAAGUCAACCAACAAGGUUCGUAGAUUAGCAGUUCAUGGAAAAAGUGGGGAACACAACUGUAGCAUUGCAAUGGAGCACGUAAGGUCAUUUAAUGUUGUCGAGUGCAGUGCCAAUAGUAUUCCCCUGCUUUUGAGCUUUAAAGUAUUGCGUGUGCUAGUUAUUGAGGACUGUGUCUUUUCAGAAGGUAGUAGUCUUGAGCAUCUCGGUAAGUUGGUGCAGCUGAGGUACCUGGGGCUAGUGAAGACAGCGGUCAAGAUCCCGGAAGGAAUAGGGCAUGAUCUGAAGUUUCUUGAGAUACUGGAUGUAAGGGGAGGUUUGAUAAGUGAGCUGCCGGCAUCUGUUGGUGAGCUAAUGAAUUUGAGGUGCUUGUGGGCUGAUCAGGGUACAGUGAUGAAGGGUGAGAUAGGGAAACUGAAAUACCUUGAAGAGCUGCAGCUAUAUUCAGUGGAGAAGUGCCCAAACUUCUUCACGGAGGUGGGGAAGCUGACAAACUUAAGGGUACUCAAGAUCUAUUUUGGUGAAAUAGAGGAGUCUGCAGGCAAGUCUCUGAUGGAGUCUCUGUGCAACAUGCAAAAGAUUCAUAAUCUGAUGAUUGUGGAUGAUGAUCGUGGGGCUAAGUAUUCGGUUGUCGUCAAUCAUAGCUUGGAAGACUUUGCACCCUGUACAAAGCUUUUCGAGUUACUUCUGCCUAUCAUAGUUAUACCGAGGGUGCCAUCAUGGAUCAAUCAAUUAACUGUUCCACUCCUUUCUCAUCUAUGUCUGCAUGUGGAUGCGGUAGAAGUUCGGGAUGUUCAAACCAUCGGCAGGUUGCCGUCGCUCCUCGUCCUUUUUCUCUGGAGUACGGAUGAUAAUAACAUAUCAUAUACUUUUGGCAGCAAUGUGUUUCACAAGAUGAGAUGGUUGUGGACGAAGAAGAUAAAGAUCGCUGUUGGAGAAGGAGCACUGCCGAUGCUUGAACGCAUGUUAUACAGUGCAAGCGCUGAAAGAAAGGACGCUGCCAGCUUGGUGCCGUGGGGGAGAAAUAGCUGCCCUUUGCUGAAGUAUGUCAUCUGUUACCUUGACUGCACUAACAGCAGCUACAGGGAAGUAGAGGAAGCGAAGCAGGCGCUGAUGCAGGCUUCCGGCACCCGUCCCAAUGCUGUGUAUCUCGAUCUCGACAUAGAAGAAGAAAACUACGAUGAGGAGGCAGGUAAAUUCAUUGAUAAUCUGGAGUGGAUCCUACGUGGUUUGGACAGACCCGAGGAUAUGGGCCGUCCUCCUGCACACCAGGAAGGAAGGACACGUCGCAUGAUUAGAUCACUCGAGAGAAGAUUACAUGACGCCGCGGAGCCUCGGGUCGGGAGGUACGGCCAACAAGAGAUACGUGGCCUUGUCACCAAAUUCAAGAGUUGGCUACAUGAUCAUGCAGGUACCGACCAGGAUGAGGCGGGCAAUAGUGACGACGAUGAUGAUGAAGAUUAUUAUUACGACGACGAUGACGGUACCGACCAAGCAGAGUGGGGACGAGGAGGAGGAGGGGGGCAGCCAACCUUGAAUCUCUUCCUUCGGUCAUGCCUCUGUCUCUCUUUUUUUCCCACUUAUAUCCACAUGUGCCCAUUAUUUAUAUUGGCAUCAGGCGGAUGCCACUUAACUAAUUACUCUUCUCAUUUUGUAUUUUAGCAAUUUAAUACCAGUAAAUUUUCUAAGCAACACCCCAAUGUAAUUUCGAUGUUUGUAAGCAAUUUUUUUGGAGAUUCCAAAUUAGCAGAUUACGAAAUACAUAGCAACCCAUCUGUACAGUUUCACCUUUUUAAUUAGGAAUCCACCCAAAAACUUUUUGCUUACAGGAUGGUGGCCAUCUCGAAGGCUUCUAUGGACUUACUGUCGCCACUUGGAAGGCGCCACUUAUUUCGUCCAUGGGUGCAAAGAAAAACACAAAAGAAAAUAGGUUUCUCCUUCAGCAUUAGACUGGGUGGUAGAAAAACAAGAAAAAAACGAAAACUUGAAAA
Triticum aestivum (bread wheat) is the source of this 3689-nucleotide messenger RNA. Its product is annotated as disease resistance protein RGA5. Bases 148 to 3360 code for a protein of 1070 amino acids. The record is from RefSeq and is a predicted model, not a curated record. Gene Ontology annotation, biological process: defense response to other organism. Gene Ontology annotation, molecular function: ADP binding. Lineage: Eukaryota; Viridiplantae; Streptophyta; Magnoliopsida; Poales; Poaceae. The transcript is spliced from 4 exons.